Molecule: messenger RNA, 780 nt
Organism: Suillus clintonianus
Lineage: Eukaryota; Fungi; Basidiomycota; Agaricomycetes; Boletales; Suillaceae
Exons: 2
Coding region: 1-780 (259 amino acids)
Source: RefSeq, a predicted model, not a curated record
AUGUCCCUCUCACUUGGUAUUCCUACCGUUUCUCCCGUCGUCGAAUCUAGCGAUGACAAUUCCGUGCACGACAGCACUCAUCACGCCCAGCGUCAUCACAAUAAUUCUAGUAGGGGAAUGAGAACCAUAGACCCCAACUCUCCUGAUGAUUCAUCAUGCCUCCCACCCGUGGUGUAUCAUAUGUCGUACUACGCAAAGCGGGCUAGCUCAAGGUUCAGGCCCUAUCAGCUGGGCAAGCAGGUUCCUACAGCCCUGGAGCACCGUUUCAUGAUGAAAAACAUUCUGAAACACAAUGAGGCUGAUAUCAGUCUGAUAGACGUCCAGCAGGGCAAAGAGCUCUUCGAAAAAGGGAUACGGCAUAUGUCAAAUGCGACUCUCCAGUCAGCUGUCAUCGCAAAGCGAGCCGAUCUUGAAAGCAAGCGCUUGCACGCUCUCGCAACAGCAUGGGACCUCGAGUCAACUGUAAGGCACGAGGCACUUCUUCAAACAAUCAUGAAGGAUAAUGCGGAACGGGAUCUUGAUAGCCUGGCAGAGGCAGCCUUUUUCGAAUCAGUGAUGGCCAAACGUUCCAAUCAGCAGCUCGAAGAUGACGCGGACUUCACCAUCGCUGCAUAUACUGAGGAUCUCACAGCACAUAGUAUUGCGGACAAGCAACUUGAUCAUCUAGAAGAGAUUAGCGCUGAGCGGGGCUUGGCCUUGGAGGACACUGACGAGAAGAUCGCGGAAGAUAUCGACAAUCGCUUCGAUGGAUACUUGGAUUCCGUGCUGGGAAAAGGGUAG